Leguminivora glycinivorella is the source of this 10903-nucleotide messenger RNA. RefSeq names its product mucin-2-like (gene zye). The coding region runs from base 102 to 9878 and encodes 3258 amino acids. The transcript has 9 exons. The record is from RefSeq and is a predicted model, not a curated record. Lineage: Eukaryota; Metazoa; Arthropoda; Insecta; Lepidoptera; Tortricidae.
GCCGAAGCCCCGAGAGCGCGCCGCGACCGCGACCCGAGAGGAGUCUAGUGCAGUGCAGUGAAUUAUUAUUUUGUAAUUAAGGGCCCCAUGAAGCGGCUGUCAUGCGCAUAGCGGCACUGAUUGCACUUGUGCAGCUGUCGCUCGCUACAGCUUCCGAUGGCGAGACGCUCACAGCCGCCGAGCUGAACUACCAGCUCUCCGGCAACGCUCUCUCGCCCUUCUACGAGUCCUCGGAGGAGCACGGGGUGACUUUCAUCCGCGGCUCGCGAGCGGCCGACUCGCCCCAGGCGCCUGAUAUAGACGUGCAAUGCUCUGGAGACUUCAUAGAUGUCACUGUGGAGUUCGCUGAUGUCUACGAUGGAAUCAUUUAUAGUAAAGGGUUCUUGAAUGACCCUAAAUGCAAAUACGUGUCGCUGGGCGGCAGCCAGUCGCGCUACUCGUUCCGAGUGCCGCUGACCGGCUGCGGCUCGCGCCCGCUCUGCCACGCGUGCGGCACCAUCGACAACGUGCUCGUCUUCCAGGCUGAUGACUUCGUGCAGGGACCACUUGAUUUUGCCAGAAAGGUGUCAUGCGCGCGCACAUCAUACGAGCUGUCGACCGGGCAGCGCCAGGAGUCGCACACACUCAAGCUGAAGCCGUUUAUGGUGGACAUGCUGGACGUGGUGGCCGUGGAGGGCCCGGCUGGAGGCGUCGAGUGCUGGAUGGACAUACAGAAGGGCGUGUUCCCCAAUACGACCCCCCUGAAGGACUCCAUCAAGAUCGGCGAGUACCUGACGAUCCUGGUGUACCUGAAGGACGUGCGGAACCAGUUCAACCUGAAGAUCCACGACUGCUGGGCCUACGACGGCGAGGACUACGACAGCCCCAACACCAACAAGAUUCAGCUCACGGACAAGGAGGGGUGCCCCAAGAAGAGGAAGCUCAUAGACUUGUGGCAGAAGAGCACGAACACCGGCAAGAGCGGCGCCACCCUCAUCGCCUACAGCAGAGUCAGCGCCUUCCGCUUCCCGGAGACCGACCAGGUCUUCCUCACAUGCAACGUCGAGCUUUGCACGAGUAACUGCGAUGGAGACUGCAAAGGAAUCACGACCGAAAUAACAACACGCCAACCGCAAGUCAAGUGUUACCCCGGGUCUACCGACCCCAGGUGUCCCAAGGCCAUACCGCCUGCUCCCAAUUGUUACCCUGGAAGCACGGAUGCUAGGUGCCCUCAGAUACAGACCACACCGCCGCCGACUUACGUACCAACGACCGGUCGACCAAAUUGUUACCCAGGUUCAACCGACCCUAGGUGUCCGAGACCUACGACACCUUCACAACCCAACUGCUUCCCUGGCAGCAACGACCCUAGAUGUCCUAGACCCACUACUCCAUCAGCUCCUAACUGCUAUCCGGGAUCAACAGACCCCAGGUGUCCAAGGCCUACCACACCUUCGCAACCCAACUGCUUCCCAGGCAGCAACGACCCGAGGUGUCCAAGGCCUACUACGCCAGCGCCACCUAACUGUUUCCCCGGCUCUAACGACGCCAGGUGCCCCAAACCGAACACCACGCCGGCACAACCCAACUGUUACCCAGGAAGUCAAGAUCCUCGCUGCCCAGUGGAAACACCAAAGUGUUAUCCUGGCAGCACCAACCCAGCGUGCCCGAGAACGACGCAGCAACCUAACUGCUACCCAGGCAGCACUGAUCCUAGAUGCCCUAGGCCGACCACACCGGAGCCGAAGCCUGCGUGUUACCCUGGCUCGCCAGACCCCAACUGCCCUCAACCAACUCGUCCUUCAACAUUGGCGCCGCCGACGUAUUUACCACCGUCAACGACUGGGCAGCCCAAAUGUUAUCCUGGAAGUAAUGAUCCUCGUUGCCCGAGACCCACCACUCCAGCGCCCCCCAAUUGCUACCCAGGCUCUACGGACCCUCGUUGCCCGAUACCCACCACCCCCGCACCUACCACCACUGCUCGUCCCAUCUGCUACCCUGGAUCCACGGAUCCACGCUGCCCUAGGCCCACCACGCCCGCCCCUCCAAACUGUUACCCUGGAAGCACGGAUCCUCGAUGCCCUAAACCUACUACGCCCUCUCCACCAAACUGCUAUCCUGGAUCUACGGACCCUCGUUGCCCGAGACCGACGACUCCUGCACCUACAACUACUGCUCGCCCUAACUGCUACCCUGGGUCUACUGACCCCCGUUGCCCACGUCCUACAACUCCAGCCCCCACAAUAACAAGAAAGCCGGUUUGCUAUCCUGGAUCCCCCGACCCUAACUGCACUCAACCACCAAGACCUACUACUUCGUCACCACCAACUUAUUUACCACCCUCAACUACUGGUCAGCCAAAAUGCUACCCUGGAAGCGACGAUCCUCGAUGCCCGAGACCAACCACCCCCGCACCUACCACCACUGCUCGUCCUAAUUGCUACCCCGGGUCUACUGACCCACGUUGCCCACGACCAACAACUCCUGCUCCACCAAACUGUUAUCCUGGAAAUACGGAUCCGCGCUGUCCGAGGCCUACUACCCCUGUGCCUACCACCACUGCCCGGCCUAACUGCUAUCCGGGAAGCACAGAUCCUCGAUGCCCAAGGCCUACUACCCCAGCCCCACCAAACUGUUACCCAGGAAACACAGACCCACGGUGUCCAAGACCUACUACCCCCACUCCCACCACGCCAAGGAAACCUGUGUGCUACCCUGGAUCCCCCGACCCUAACUGCCCUCAACCACCAAGACCUACGACUUCUUCACCGCCAACUUACUUACCACCCUCAACGACUGGACAGCCAAAGUGCUACCCUGGAAGUAACGAUCCUCGCUGCCCCAGACCAACUACUCCUGCCCCACCUAAUUGUUAUCCUGGAUCAAGUGAUCCUCGUUGCCCCAAACCUACCACACCUGCCCCACCUAAUUGCUACCCUGGAUCAAGUGAUCCUCGUUGCCCCAAACCUACCACGCCUGCCCUACCUAAUUGCUACCCGGGAUCAAGUGAUCCUCGUUGCCCCAAACCUACCACACCUGCUCCACCUAAUUGCUAUCCUGGAUCCACAGAUCCACGUUGCCCAAGGCCCACCACCCCAGCGCCUCCUAAUUGCUACCCUGGAUCCACGGACCCACGUUGUCCGCGACCAACGACCCCAGCGCCCCCUAACUGCUACCCUGGAAGCACGGAUCCUCGAUGCCCACGACCCACUACACCAGCUCCCACCACGCCGAGAAAACCUGUGUGCUACCCUGGAUCCCCUGACCCUAACUGCCCUCAACCGACUCGACCUUCCACGCUGUCGCCACCGACAUAUUUACCGCCAUCGACUACUGGUCAACCCAAAUGCUACCCGGGCAGUAACGACCCACGGUGCCCGCGACCGACUACUCCUGCCCCUCCCAACUGUUAUCCUGGAUCUACGGAUCCUCGUUGCCCAAGACCAACGACCCCUACACCUACAACCACCGCCCGUCCUAACUGCUACCCCGGAUCCACGGAUCCACGUUGCCCAAAACCUACCACGCCCGCCCCACCAAACUGUUAUCCUGGAUCUACUGAUCCCCGCUGCCCGAAACCAACUACUCAGGCUCCACCUAACUGCUACCCAGGGUCCACAGACCCGCGUUGCCCGAGACCCACUACGCCAGCACCGCCUAAUUGUUACCCUGGAAGCACCGACCCCCGAUGCCCUAAGCCUACUACACAAAAACCAGUGUGCUACCCGGGAUCCCCCGACCCCAACUGUCCACAGCCCCCAAGACCAACUACUUCAUCGCCGCCAACUUACUUGCCUCCAUCCACCACUGCACAGCCUAAAUGCUAUCCUGGAAGCAAUGACCCACGAUGCCCGAGGCCUACUACGCCAGCACCCCCUAACUGCUAUCCCGGAUCGACCGAUCCCCGUUGUCCGAGACCCACUACCCCUGCUCCUACCACCACUGCCCGGCCUAAUUGCUACCCCGGAUCCACAGAUCCACGAUGCCCAAGGCCUACUACCCCAGCCCCACCAAACUGUUACCCUGGAAACACAGACCCACGUUGUCCAAGACCCACCACCCCCGCUCCUACCACCACUGCUCGUCCUAACUGCUACCCCGGAUCCACAGAUCCACGCUGUCCAAGACCGACCACACCAGCGCCCCCUAAUUGCUACCCUGGAAGCACAGACCCUAGAUGUCCAAAACCGACCACCCAAAAACCUGUGUGCUACCCUGGAUCCCCUGAUCCCAGCUGCCCGCAACCUACGAGACCAACUACGCUGUCACCACCUACUUACUUGCCCCCAUCAACAACCGGACAGCCCAAAUGCUAUCCUGGAAGUAAUGACCCUCGUUGUCCCAAACCGACCACACCAGCACCACCUAACUGCUACCCCGGAAACAAUGACCCAAGGUGCCCCAGACCCACCACCCCAGCGCCUCCUAACUGUUAUCCUGGAUCCACGGACCCUCGUUGUCCAAGGCCCACAACUCCUGCCCCACCAAACUGCUACCCAGGAUCAACUGAUCCCCGCUGCCCCAAACCUACCACUCCUGCCCCACCAAAAUGUUACCCUGGGUCCACAGAUCCACGUUGUCCAAGACCGACUACUCCUGCUCCACCAAAUUGCUUCCCAGGAUCAACUGAUCCUCGCUGCCCCAAACCCACUACUCCCGCUCCACCAAACUGUUACCCUGGAAACACGGAUCCACGUUGUCCAAGGACUACUCCCGUGCCUCCAACUACUGCCCAACCCAAUUGUUAUCCUGGAUCUACAGAUCCACGAUGCCCAAGACCCACCACUCCUGCCCCACCAAACUGCUACCCCGGAUCAACAGAUCCACGUUGUCCAAAACCGACUUCUCCUAAACCUGUUUGCUACCCUGGCUCUCCCGAUCCUAACUGCCCACAGCCACCCAGACCCACUACCCUAACUCCUCCGACUUACUUACCUCCUGAACCGGAGAAGCCAAAGUGUUUCCCUGGUUUCACUGAUGCGAAAUGCCCCAGACCUUCGACGCCGGCACCUCCGAAUUGUUACCCUGGCUCUACUGACCCUCGUUGCCCAAGGCCAACCACUCCUGCACAACCUAGAUGUUAUCCUGGAAGCACAGAUCCGCGAUGCCCUAAACCUACUACUCCUGCCAGACCUAAUUGCUACCCUGGCUCUACAGAUCCUCGUUGCCCGAGACCCACUACCCCCGCGCCUACAACUACCGCUCGCCCUAAUUGCUACCCGGGAUCCACAGAUCCACGGUGCCCAAGGCCUACUACUCCAGCCCCACCGAACUGCUACCCUGGAAGCACAGAUCCUCGUUGCCCUAAACCUACUACACAAAAACCAGUGUGCUAUCCCGGAUCCCCUGAUCCUAACUGCCCUCAACCACCAAGACCCACCACAUCUUCACCUCCCACUUAUUUACCUCCAUCGACCACCGGACAGCCUAAAUGCUAUCCAGGAAGUAACGAUCCUAGGUGCCCAAGACCAACAACCCCAGCACCGCCUAACUGCUAUCCUGGAUCCACGGAUCCCCGUUGUCCACGACCUACUACUCCUGUUCCGACAACUACUGCUCGUCCCAACUGUUAUCCAGGAAGUAAUGAUCCUAGGUGCCCUAAGCCUACUACCCAGGCUCCACCGAAUUGCUACCCAGGAAGUAAUGACCCUAGGUGCCCAAAACCAACUACCCCUGCUCCUCCCAGAUGCUUCCCUGGAAGCAACGACCCUCGCUGCCCUAAACCAACCACUCCGGCCCCUCCGAAUUGCUACCCUGGCAACAGGGAUCCUCGUUGCCCCCAAACGACUCCUAAACCCGCUUGUUAUCCAGGCUCUCCUGACCCCAACUGCCCUCAACCACCAAGACCUACCACUUUAACCCCGCCGACAUACCUUCCACCUUCAACUGCGGGUCCAAAAUGCUACCCAGGUUCUAAUGAUCCACGUUGUCCAAGACCCACAACGCCAGAACCUCCUAAAUGUUAUCCCGGAUCAAAUGAUCCUCGCUGCCCGAAGCCAACAACCCCGGCCGCGCCCAACUGUUACCCUGGGAGCACAGAUCCAAGAUGCCCAAAGCCCACAACUCCGGCUCCUCUCAAGUGUUUCCCCGGAUCAACCGACCCUCGUUGCCCAAAACCAACUACUCCAGCCCCACCGAACUGUUAUCCCGGAUCAACCGACCCUCGUUGCCCAAAACCAACUACUCCAGCCCCACCGAACUGUUAUCCCGGAUCAACCGAUCCCCGUUGUCCAAAACCAACUACUCCAGCCCCACCGAACUGUUAUCCCGGAUCAACCGAUCCCCGUUGUCCAAAACCAACUACUCCAGCCCCACCGAACUGUUAUCCCGGAUCAACCGAUCCCCGUUGUCCAAAACCCACUACCCCAGCGCCUACAACCACUGCUCGUCCUAAUUGCUACCCCGGCUCCACGGAUCCACGGUGCCCAAGGCCUACUACUCCGGCGCCACUGAACUGCUACCCUGGAAGCACAGAUCCUAGGUGCCCCAGACCUACAGCGCCUCCUCAAAUCAAAUGUUACCCAGGAUCAACCGAUCCUAGAUGUCCAAAACCAACAACUCCUAAGCCUGUUUGUUACCCCGGCUCUCCAGACCCUAGCUGCCCACAACCUCCAAGACCCACUACUUUGACGCCGCCUACCUACCUGCCACCUUCCACUCAAGCUCCUAGGUGUUAUCCGGGCUCAAAUGAUCUUAGAUGCCCGAAGCCCACUACCCAAGCUCCACCAAACUGCUACCCAGGAUCUACUGACCCUAGAUGUCCUAAACCAACCACCCAGGCACCUCCCAACUGCUACCCAGGGAAUAAUGAUCCUAGGUGUCCUAAACCCACUCCACCACCAACGACUCAAGCUCCUAGAUGUUACCCUGGCUCAAAUGACCCUCGAUGCCCUAAACCUACUACUCAGGCUCCUCCUAACUGUUACCCUGGCAGUAACGACCCCAGAUGCCCAAGACCCACCACACAGGCCCCUCCCAACUGUUAUCCUGGUAGUAAUGACCCCAGAUGUCCAAGGCCCACGACACAAGCCCCUCCCAACUGCUACCCGGGGAAUAAUGACCCUAGGUGUCCUAAACCCACUCCACCACCAACCACUCAAGCCCCCAGAUGUUACCCAGGCAGCCAAGACCCUAGAUGCCCUAAACCUACUACCCCUGCCCCUCCUAAUUGUUACCCUGGAUCCACUGAUCCUAGGUGCCCUAAGCCAACCACCCAGGCACCUCCCAACUGUUACCCAGGAAAUAAUGACCCUAGGUGUCCUAAGCCCACUCCACCACCAACUACUCAAGCCCCAAGAUGUUACCCAGGCAGCCAAGACCCUAGAUGCCCUAAACCUACCACCCCCGCCCCUCCUAAUUGCUUCCCUGGAUCCACUGAUCCUAGGUGCCCUAAGCCUACAACUCAAGCACAACCAAGGUGUUAUCCCGGCAGCAAUGAUCCUAGGUGUCCUAAGCCCACAACACCUAAACCUGUCUGCUAUCCAGGUUCUCCCGAUCCGAACUGCCCUCAACCACCUCGGACCACAACGGUUGGACCCACGUACUUACCACCUUCUACUCAAGGACCUAGAUGCUACCCCGGGUCUAACGACCCUAGGUGCCCUAAACCGACUACACAAGCACCACCUAAUUGCUAUCCAGGAAGCACAGAUCCUAGAUGCCCUAAACCCACUACGCAGGCCCCGCCUAACUGCUACCCAGGAAAUAAUGACCCUAGGUGCCCUAAGCCUACUACCCAGGCACCCCCUAAUUGCUAUCCAGGAAGCACAGAUCCUAGAUGCCCUAAGCCAACAACUUUAGCACCAACGACUCAAGCUCCUAGCUGUUACCCAGGCUCAAAUGACCCACGAUGCCCUAAACCUACUACUCAGGCUCCUCCUAACUGUUAUCCUGGUAGUAACGACCCCAGAUGCCCAAGGCCCACGACACAGGCUCCUCCCAAUUGCUACCCAGGGAAUAAUGACCCUAGAUGUCCUAAACCCACUCCUCCACCAACGACUCAAGCUCCUAGAUGUUAUCCUGGCUCAAAUGACCCACGAUGCCCUAAACCCACUACCCAAGCGCCACCCAAUUGCUACCCCGGCAGUAAUGACCCUAGGUGUCCUAGGCCUACUCCACCACCAACCACUCAAGCCCCGAGAUGUUACCCUGGCUCAAAUGACCCACGAUGCCCAAAGCCAACCACCCAGGCACCUCCCAACUGCUACCCUGGCAGUAAUGACCCUAGGUGCCCCCGCCCCACGCCCCCGCCGACCACAAGAAAACCCGCCUGCUACCCUGGCUCUCCCGACCCUAGCUGCCCUCAACCACCAAGACCUACAACAUUAACUCCUCCUACUUAUCUGCCACCUUCCACGCAAGGUCCAAGAUGUUACCCUGGCUCAAAUGACCCACGAUGCCCUAAACCUACUACUCAGGCCCCACCCAACUGCUACCCAGGAAAUAAUGACCCUAGGUGUCCUAAACCCACUCCACCACCAACAACUCAAGCUCCUAGAUGUUACCCAGGCUCAAAUGACCCCAGAUGCCCUAAGCCUACUACAUUAGCACCAACUACCCAACCUGCUCCCAGAUGCUACCCAGGCAGCCAAGACCCUAGGUGCCCUAAGCCCACUACCCAGGCCCCACCCAACUGCUACCCUGGAAGCACGGACCCCAGAUGCCCUCGUCCUACUACUCAGGCCCCACCUAAUUGCUACCCUGGAAGCACGGACCCUAGAUGCCCCAAGCCUACCACCUUAGCACCAACAACCCAACCUGCACCUAGAUGCUAUCCAGGCAGCCAAGAUCCUAGAUGCCCUAAACCUACGACACCAAAACCCGUGUGCUAUCCCGGGUCCCCCGAUCCUAACUGCCCACAACCUCCGAGACCUACCACUUUAACGCCGCCUACUUACCUGCCACCUUCCACCCAAGGCCCUAGGUGUUACCCUGGCUCCAACGACCCUAGGUGUCCUAAGCCCACCACCCAAGCUCCGCCGAACUGCUAUCCAGGUAGCACAGACCCUAGAUGCCCGAGACCCACCACUCAGGCACCUCCGAGGUGUUACCCUGGCAGCACAGAUCCUCGCUGUCCCAGACCUACCACCCCCGCACCGACCACCCCCGCCCCUACAACCCCCGCCCCGCCCAGGUGUUACCCCGGCAGCCAAGACCCUAGGUGCCCUAAGCCUACUACACAAAGGCCACGUUGUUACCCUGGUUCCCCCGACCCUAACUGUCCCCAACCUCCACGACCCACGACAGUGAGUCCUCCGACUUACUUGCCACCUUCCACGCAAGGGCCGAGAUGCUACCCGGGAUCAACCGAUCCGCGAUGCCCCAAACCGACCACCCAAGCUCCCCCCAACUGCUACCCUGGAAGCACCGAUCCUCGUUGUCCCCAACCGACCACCCAAGGUCGUCCGCGAUGCUACCCAGGCAGUACAGACCCUCGCUGCCCGAAGCCUACAGAACCCACAACCCAGGGCCCGAGGUGCUACCCCGGUUCUCAAGACCCUAGAUGCCCGCAACCUACGACCCCCAGCUCUUGCUACCCAGGGUCGAAAGACCCGAGAUGCCCGCAGCCCUUCAGACCCAGUAGCACCAACCCCCCGUCGACUUACCUCCCGCCUUUCCCCAGCGAAAACGAAAUCAAGGGCGGAAGAACUGCCAAAAAUAUAGAUUACGACGACGAAGCUCAGGCUGCUAUAGAUAACUUCCAGUUCACGCGGACGAAGCCUCUGUCGCGAAAGGCCCGUGACGUCGGCGGCGUGGCGGAGGCCGCCGCGCAGGCCGGCAACAGCUCCGCGGUCAUCUACGUCACCGUGGGCUCGGCGCUGCUCAUGCUGCUGUCCGCCACGCUGGCGGUGUAUGUGUACAGGCAUAACAAGAAACCAGCCGCGCAGAGCACUUGCUAAAUAACUGCUUGUCCUGACUGAACUAACAAUAUUAUUGUAUUUUCUGUCCUUCGGCCGAAACGCGUCAAAUUCUCGAACGAAGUUACCGCUACCUCCGUCGAACAGAAAAAUAGUGCACCAUAGCCAGUAAUAAGAUCACAUGUUUGUAAACCUAGGCUCUGCCGCGGCCGACUAUUACAUGUGACCUGAGACAUUUCUUACUUUACUGUUAAUGGCCUUGGUAUAUAAUAUAAGGAUAAAUACAUAAGUAAAUGGUAUUAUGUUUUAAAUAUUAUAUUGGUACCUUUUUGUUUUUGUCACUAUAGCAGUGCAUUUGUCAAUUCAGUCAGGACUGUUAAGAGUAAUCAUGGGACAUUGUGAUACUAGUAAGAUUUUUUUUAUAUUUGUAAUAUUUUUAAUGCAAAUGGCUGCUUUUGCGUUAUUAUUUGUAUUAGUAUCUACCACUGCCGUAUAUUAAGCUAAAGUCAUAAUACUCGGAUGCCUAUUUUAUUUCUUAUAAAAUAGUGCCAUAAAAACUCCGUUCUGAUCGCAUCCUCAGAAAAUAUGUACAUAAAUAUAUCAAUGUUUAUUUAUUUGCCCUAGUCAAGAUAUAUGUACUUUUAUUUUGAAACCUUCAAAUUUCAAGCUUGAUUUUGUGAUAUUUACAUAUUUGUAAAUAAUGAAUAUAUGCCAGUAUUUGUUUGUGGCCAUUCGAUGUAAACAUAUGUAUUUUAGUUAUAUUUUGUAGUCUGUCAAACAAGUUGACUAGCCCAGUUAUGUACAAAAACAGUUAUGCAGUCGGCGGCAAUUAUUCCUGCUCGGGCGUAGUGCUCAAGAAGGCCUACACAAGCUCGGAGGUAGUUGAGUCGUGUUGAGAUCGUCUCGGGCGCUGCGGCUGCGGCUGCGGCUGCUGGCUGCACAAAGAGUUGUAAGAAAUGUAAAAAUGAGUUGUUUAAUUUAAGGAGACCGCUUUUGUACAUUUCAGGCGUUUUUAAGAUUUGAUGUUUUGUAUCAAAUAAAACAUUCUAUGAAUGUAAAUUUAUAAA